GGGGAGGCGGGAGGUGGCAUCGCUGCAGCCCGGCCACCGGCGGGGCCCGGGGCCAGAGGCAGCCCCGUUCGGCCCCUUCUCCGCCUCCGCAGAAACACCUGCGGGGGGGGGGAGGAUGCGGGGGAGUGGCCGCCCCCCUCCGCGGGAGCGCUGCCUGGCCCCCGAGCUGUCCCGGCGAGGAGAAGGAGGAGAAAGACGAGGAAAGGAAGAGAAAGGAGCAGGAGGGAAGUGGGGAAGUUGUGCUUUGCCCGCCCCGCCGAGAGCCGGAGCCAUGGGCAUCGGCGGGGGGACGAGGGUUGCCCCCUCGCUGCUGUUCUCGCUGCUACUCGGAGCCUCGGCCCCUCUCUGGCUGCGGGCGGAGAAGCUGGGGGAUGGAUGUGGGCACACAGUGAUGUACCAAGACAGCGGGACCCUGGCCUCCAAGAACUAUCCUGGGACAUACCCAAACUACACUCUUUGUGAAAAGAAAAUCCAAGUACCUCCAGGAAAACGUCUGAUCUUAAAAAUUGGAGACCUGGAUAUUGAAUCACAGAAAUGUGAAUCCAGCUACCUUAGCAUCCAGAGCUCUUCAACAUUGCAUGGGCCAUACUGUGGUAAUGUGAUGCCCAUCCCCAAAGAAAUAAUUCUGGAUAGCAAUGAAGCAACUAUUCACUUUGAGAGUGGAUCCCAUGUGUCAGGACGAGGCUUUCUAUUAUCCUAUGCUAGCAGUGAUCAUCCAGAUCUAAUAACAUGUUUGGAACGAGCGAACUACUACACAAAGACUGAAUACAGCAGAUACUGUCCUGCUGGCUGCAGAGACAUAGCAGGUGACAUUUCUGGGAAUAUCGGAGAAGGAUACAGAGAUACCUCCCUGCUGUGCAAGUCAGCGAUCCACGCGGGCAUCAUUGCAGAUGAGCUGGGCGGUCAGAUCAGUGUCACCCAGCAGAAGGGCAUCAGCCGCUACCAAGGUGUCGUCGCCAAUGGUGUCCCCUCGCUUGAUGGUUCGCUGUCAGAUAAGCGGUUCAUAUUUACUUCAAAUGGCUGCAACAAAUCUCUCAGUCUGGACGAGGGAUUCCUCUCCAAGAGCCAGGUUACUGCAUCUUCCUACUGGGAGGAAACCAAUGAAUUUGGGCAACUCUUCCAGUGGUCUCCUGACAAGGCUUGGCUUCAAGUUGCAGGAUUGGCUUGGGCCUCUAACCACAGCAGUAAUCGUGAAUGGUUGGAGAUAGACCUGGGAGAGAAGAAGAGAAUAACAGGGAUUAAAACCACUGGCUCUGGUUCCAUGAUGCUGAAUUUGAACUUUUAUGUAAAGACAUUUACAAUGAACUACAAAAAUAACAAUUCAAAAUGGAGGACUUACAAAGGGAUUCUGAGCAACGAAGAAAAGGUAUUUCAAGGCAACUCCAACUCUGGUGACAUAGUACGCAAUAAUUUCAUCCCUCCCAUAGUGGCCCGUUACGUGAGAAUUGUCCCUCAAACUUGGAACCAAAGAAUAGCAUUGAAGCUUGAGCUGAUGGGCUGUCGAAUCAUGCAAGCUAAUAGCUCGUUUACACAUUCAAUGUGGCAGAAACCAAGCCAGAGCACAGAAACCUCCCUUGGAAAAGAAGACAGGACUGUUACAGAGCCCAUCCCAUCAGAAGAAACUAACUUGGGCUUAAAGCUUACAGCUAUAAUUGUCCCUGCCCUCGUUGUGCUGUGUCUGUUCCUGUUCUCUGGAAUUUGUAUCUGUGCUGCCCUAAGAAAGCGGGAAGCUAAAGGACUUUCUUAUGGAUUAUCAAGUGCUCAGAAAUCAGGUUGCUGGAAGCAAAUCAAGCAGCCUUUCACCAGACACCAGUCAACUGAAUUUACCAUCACCUAUAGUAAUGAGAAGGAGACACCACAAAAACUGGAUCUGGUCACCAGUGACAUGGCAGAUUAUCAGCAGCCUCUCAUGAUCGGGACGGGGAUGGUCACGCGGAAAGGAUCUACUUUUAGACCCAUGGACACCAAAGAUGACGGAAGAAGGGGGAGUGCAGAGUUUGAAAAUCAUUAUCACUGCCCACACAGAGGUAACCGGCACGAAUAUGCUCUGCCCCUGACCAGCCAAGAGCCUGAAUAUGCCACCCCCAUCAUAGAGAGGCAUGUAGCAAGGGAAAAUAAUUUCUCUUCUGAAAAUGGCUACAAUGUACCUGUCAUCUCCUCCCAGAAACACUCCCUUUCUGGAGCCAGCUUCUCCAGCUCGUGUAAGACCGAUACCAGGAAUGGAGACUAUCAGACACCCCAGAGUGUCAUAAAUUACGACAAACCCAAAGCUAAUGGUGUUCUGACCUCCGUGAGCUACAGCACGGACUACCAGAAACCUCAGCCCAACACCCUUGGGAGCGAGGGCUACUCAACACCCAGAGACUGCCUAAAACCAAUAAGCCAGACAGCAAUGACAGCUCUCUUGUGAUCUGCUGAGGAGGAGAGACGUGGUGCGCAGGAACAUCGCUGCACAGCUUUCUGAAGUGAAAACAGAGUUUGGAGGGACUCUGCUGCAGGAGGCAGAAGGCAAACAAACCCUGUGUACAUAAUAUUGCAGUCUUGCUGGGUUCUGACAUCUGAAGAAAGCAUAUGCUGUUUAUCACUGUUUAUAGCAAGAGAGAUGUUAUCAGUGAAGACUGUACAUCUUAUUUUCUGUAACUGAUCUCAGUGCUCCAUUUGCAAUGUGUGCAAUUUGUACAUAGCUUUUAUUUAAGGAGAAUUUCUUAAGUUUUGUUAUCACCUGUGGGAUUGAAAGGGUUGCAGAAAUGCGUAUUUAAGAAAAAAAGAAAAAAAAGGCAAGGCCUCAUCCUCUGUGUUUAUUUACCUGCGUUGUGCUGGCAGCUGUUGAUGUUGUAUCUUACGGUUGUGGUGAUUCAUCUCCUUUCCUAUGAUAACUGAAGACAGGGCAUCAGUGAAGUUCUUGUUGGGAGCAUAGAAGUAAAACUACUUGAAACAUAACAUCCACAAGAGAAGGCAUCUGCACAGCUAGAUAUUGUGUUCAAACCCACCUUCCUGGCUGUUUUUUAAGCAGCAAUUCUCACAAACUUGAAUUUGAUCUUAGCGUAUGAGCUGAGCCUGCCUUAACUUGCUAUUCGUGCUAGAAACAGGUAGAAAAGCUGAAACGAGCUUUGGGUUCAAGUCAUAGUGAUAAAUUGGCAAUAGAAAAAAAACCCAAGCAACAAGCCCAAAACGUGUCCAUCUGUUUUUUUGCAGGAAGUGUAUGUGUAUGGACCAAAGAUGUGAAUUUACGGCUGAGAAUUAAAUCCUGUUCAAGCCCUAGCUGAUGCUUUUGUUGCUAAAAUGUAAGGAAAUCUGUUCCUUGGCACAAAGCAGCAAACUUCCUGAACUCUUGAUUGCUCCACUAGCAAAUGUUUGUCUUGCAAACAUUAUUUGAAAUAUUUUGACUAAGUAGAAUACAGUGUGUGCGUAUGGUUUACUGUUGCAGUUAAAUUUGCAAGACAGCAGAUCAGCACAGUUCUUUUCAAACAGUUCUGCAGCUGAUGUCACCCUUAAUUCUGAUUUCAGAUCAGCCUGAAAAAUUAUAGGGCUGGGUGCAAUAUAUUGCACAGUAGUUGGCUCCUCUUUUAGCAGGAGCAUCAUUGAAGUGAAAACAGCUCCUGGUAAUGACUGGGACCAUCCCUUCUAUACCUAGAGUGCUUGGAGCCUUAGUUUGAAAUCACAAGCUUGCCCUAAAAUGGCAGAAUUGCUGUACUUCUGGGAAAGAAGAAUGGUGCUAUGUUUAAAGAACAAGGUUGGGAAACGAGACCAGUAAAACCUGAGCUCUGGGAAACUCGCUGUCUGCAGGCCCUCCAUUUCCUUGGCUAUAAACAGGAUAAUUCAUAAAAGACGCAACAAAUAUUUGUGGUCUACUCCCAAAGGGCUUUCAGAUCCUUGGGUAGAAAGUGCUGUCAAGAGCACAGGCUUGUUGCAGCAGUACCACUCGGAUAUUGCUGACUCCAGACAUAUCCAACCUUAAGACAAGCUCUAAGAGGCUUCUUUGCACACACUUCUGUUGUGGCCUCGGCCGUGCUGUUCCCUCACACUGCUGCACCCUGCAUGUGAUUCUGGUGCAAAAGAUGAAAGAGUCAUGGUAACCUUGAAGCCUUCCUGUGUUUGCUGUCAAUACAGUUUCUGUGAAAUGUCUAAAACACCUCAGGUCCUGAAGUGAAACAGCAGCAGCCUGUUUGUUAGACCGAGCUGGGCAGUGUUGUUUACCUUCUGUUGUUUACAUGUCUUUGUAAAUAAAGAACACUGGUAUUU
Molecule: messenger RNA, 4242 nt
Organism: Calypte anna (Anna's hummingbird)
Lineage: Eukaryota; Metazoa; Chordata; Aves; Apodiformes; Trochilidae
Gene: DCBLD1
Product: discoidin, CUB and LCCL domain containing 1
Exons: 15
Coding region: 116-2410 (764 amino acids)
Source: RefSeq, a predicted model, not a curated record